AUGAGUCUCGAAGUCGGCGGCUUGCCCUCACCAACAGGGCCCUGGAGCCCGACUCAUAACUCUCAGAGUCCCUACUUCGACCCCUCCAAAAAUACUCAGAUAUCACAUAGCAGACAACAGCCAUCGGUGUCGUCUCGAUUUAGAGACCUGGUGAAGUUCCUUUCCUCUGUCUCUGGAGAUCUCUCCAACGUCACCGCCCCGCCCUUUUUCCUAGCGCCAUCUUCCGUGGUGGAAGUCGGCCACUGCUGGAGUCAGCGGCCCGGGGUCUUUGCCGCGCCGGCGCUGGAACCUGACUCGGCGAAGCGGAGCUUGUUGGUUCUGCGCAUGAUCCUGAUCGCCAUGCGCAGCCAAUUUUAUGUUGCCGGCUCACCCAGUGUCAGCAUCAAGAAGCCCUUGAACGCUUUUUUGGGUGAAUUAUUCCUUGCUUCUUGGACUCACGUUCCAAAGGGGAAAAGCAAGAGCAAAGGAAAGGAAAAAGGCAUCAAGCUUGGGAUGGAAAGCGGGGAUGGAAAACCUGCUACGACGCGGCUUGUGGCUGAGCAAGUCAGCCACCACCCACCCAUUACGGCCAUGGCCAUUAUCGACGACGAGCAUGGAAUUCGAGCCGAUGGUUAUGCCCGUGUGGAGAUGACUUUCAGCAGCAGCGUAGACAUCCGGCAGAUUGGUCACGCCAUUGUACACAUCGACGAGUAUGAUGAGGACUAUCUCAUUCCGCUGCCUGACGUCAAAGUUCGAGGUUUCCUAUCUGCUAAGCUAUACCCCGAAGUUCUUGGGACAUACACAAUUGUGUCUAGCUCAGGCUACGUCAGUGAGAUCAACUUCUCUGGUGCUGGCGUAUUUCGGGGUAAGAAGAAUACUUUUGAGGCUAAGAUGUAUCGCAAAGACGACCCGAAGAAGACACCAAUAUAUGAGAUCGCUGGCCAGUGGAGCGAGGGCUGGACGGUCAAGGACAGUAAGACGGGCGAGGUUCUCGAAAAGUACGACGUCGAUGCCGUUGAAAACAGGCCAGCGCCGAUGGACAUGGAACCUCUCGAGAAACAGGACCCGUGGGAAUCAAGGAGGGCAUGGGCAGGCGUCAUCGAUGGAUUGGACAAAGGGGAUUUCCGGGAAAUAGUCACGGAGAAAUCAAAGCUCGAGCAGGCGCAGAGACGCAUGAGGACCGAGGAGAAGAUCAAAGGAGAGACUUGGGAGCCUCUCCUGUUCACCAGCAAGGAAGGGGCUGACCAUAAAAUCUUCCACAGUCUUGCCAAGGGGACAAGCUGGGAAAAACAUCUCUCGGACGAGAAGACAAAAGGCGUGUGGAGGGUCAAAGAUGACAAGGCAAAGAGUGCGCAAAGACCGUUCAGAGGGGAACUCACGCCUUUGGGCUAG
This is a messenger RNA of Diaporthe amygdali, 1371 nucleotides long. RefSeq names its product oxysterol-binding protein. Gene Ontology annotation, cellular component: cytosol; membrane; intracellular membrane-bounded organelle. Gene Ontology annotation, molecular function: oxysterol binding. Gene Ontology annotation, biological process: exocytosis; piecemeal microautophagy of the nucleus; maintenance of cell polarity. The transcript has 2 exons. Lineage: Eukaryota; Fungi; Ascomycota; Sordariomycetes; Diaporthales; Diaporthaceae. The record is from RefSeq and is a predicted model, not a curated record. The coding region runs from base 1 to 1371 and encodes 456 amino acids.